Molecule: messenger RNA, 3123 nt
Organism: Pelobates cultripes (western spadefoot toad)
Lineage: Eukaryota; Metazoa; Chordata; Amphibia; Anura; Pelobatidae
Source: the annotation of a GenBank genome assembly
GUCACAACUACAGGAGGGGAGUAAGUAACCGGUCUUAGAAUGGAAAAGAACUGUGAUUUAAAAAGUAUACACCGGUAGUUCCUGUAACUGAAUGUAUGCUUCAAGGGUCACCCAUUAUAUUUAGAGUAAAGUAAAAUCUUCAGCUGGAUUUCAGAGAAUAAACUCCCUUUGCAGGGAUGAAAAAUACAAAUGAUCGACUUGUAAUAAAUACUUGGAGGAAAUAUUCAACUUCCCAGAGGUUGUCCUGAAAUCACUAAUGAGGGCUAGAAAACACAAAUCUUGCAGUGAAACACUUUAUUUUUAUUCUAAAUGUUUAGUCCAGUUUGCGAUUUUUGUGUGGGGGGGUGUGUGUGUCUUUUUUUUUUUUUUUCUUCUUAUCAGAAAGCUGGUUCUGCUACUUCCUGGCUUGUUUAGCUCAAUGGAGAUAAAGUAGAGCAGAGCACCUGCCUUGCAAAGUCUUCUCAUUGAACUGCAUUGGGAAGUCUGUGAUUGGACGGCCACAGAAAGUCUGGUUGGGGUUAGAAGGGGAGGGCUUGUAAAGGCUGCAGACGAGAUCUGCAGCUUCUGUCAGUGGUCUUCAGACAAACCCGUCCCCCUCUAACUUAAAAAAUGCAUAACUUUAGUUACAAGUGUGCAUUUCUUUCAAAGUGGGCAUGUCUCCUAAAUGGUGAUAUUUAUUUGUGCACCAAAACUGUCCUUUUUUAAGAACAUUCUAGUCAAGUAGCUAAAAUGUGGUGUGUGAGAGUUUUUUUUGGGGGGGAUUUUUAUUUUAUCGAAGUUCACAUUAAGGCAUGUGAUGCUAAUGUUGGAAUAUGAAGCUUAACAUCUGUCUUUUGCAUAUAUCCUUUAAGCCCCAUAAACCGUCAUUUCUAGAAGUAAGAACUAUUUUAGAUUGUAAGCUCAUUUGGGCAAACCCUUUUUCACCUACUGUUCCAUAUGCCAAACCAGUUCAGCUAGAAUUGUUGGUCUUGUUCUACCUAUUGUACAGCGCUGUGGAAUAUGUUGUUGCUAUACAAAUAAUUGAAAACUAAGUGAAAUUGCUUGUCCCGGUGCUUUAAAUCUUGUGAUGUCUGUUAAUGCUGGUACAUGUUAUAUUUUGCAGUUCUUGCCCAACUGAGUUUGAAGGCUUGGAUCCCUUCCUUUACGCUUUCUAAGCUCCCCUGCUUUUCGUUCUGGUGAAAUCGCUGUGUAAUCAACACCCUAUGGCUCACAGCCGGUGCAAUCAUGGAGGCUUGAGUUGUGUGCAGCAGGCAGACGGUAUAAUCCAAAAAUUGUGUUAUCAUGUAAGAAGUCUAGGUGUUUUGAAAAUCUGUGCAAGAAAGUGCUUGUCACAUAAUUGGGUUUGUUCAAUAAAGACGGGACGUCAGCAGUCUUAGCAUCUCCUAUUCACUAAUGGCAAAUUCAGCUAUAAUUUGGUCAGGCUGACCGACCCAGCACAGAUAAUGUCAGUAUUGUAUUAGUGUAUUUAUCAGGCACCGAAUGUCCUUCAAAUUCACUCUGAACAAAUCUGGUACCAUCCUCCUUCACCAACUUCCAAGUGAAAAAUCGAAAUCUGCAAUAUUUAAUCACUGAUGGCACAAACAAAUUCUAAAGUAAUGGAUUUUUAGAUAUAAUCUGCAUUUAUAACCUUGUACUUGACCUUUCUAUGGAGUUAACGUUUCUGCGCAGUAUUUGCUUUUAAGAUGUUGCUAAUAACAGUAAUAUAUUGCCUUGUACUAGAAUUGACUCAGAUCUGUCUGUAAUUCUCUUUAAACCAAACUGUGUAAAUGCAAUUCAACUUCAUUUUCAGAUAGAUUGGGGGCCCAAGUCUGUAGGAUUUGGUUGUGUAUAUCUGUAAUUCGGUCUCGUAUUUACAGCUUCUGGCUGGCUUUGCAUUCAGAUUAUCCUGUUAACUUGAAAGAUGGCUUGCUCAACUCAUUUGGCUCUUACUGCCUAAACCCCAAUGUAUAUAACAUUGCGUAACCCUCUCCCUCGGUAUGGUGGGUUGUUUGUUUUUUGGGGGGUCUGGAGGGGCACGAACCCUGUGUCUCUGCCAUCAUAUCACCCAUAUAAUAUUCCUGUAAUCUAUUUUUAAUGGACUCAUAAAAGCUAAAUAUUAGACCUCACAAUACUGGAAUAGGAAAACCGUCUGCAAUCAGAGAGCAGGAUUUCUUUUUAGUAGAAUCCAUGGCUUUUUCAUUAGUCUGAUAACUAACCAGAUCCCAGUCUAAUGCUGUCUCUUUGGCCAGGUGCAGUCACAGGUUGAAACACAAACUGGAAGACAAUUUGAGCUGUUCUGUGCCGUCGAGUACGCAUCACAGGUGGUGGCUGGAGUCAACUUGUUUAUUAAGGUAUGAAACACAGGAAACUGGAAAUAACACGAACACCUUAAUGGCUGAUCCCACUGCAUAUUACUUUGUGGCUCGUGCAAUAAGCAUGUGAAAAUUGCCAGGUUUUUAUAGAAUUGCUCCAACAAAUAUCACCAGACUGGAUUUAAGUAGUGUGAAUUGUCCAUAGAACCAGCUGUUAAACUGCCACUGUGAUGUUUUGUAGAAAUUGGUCAAUAAUUCCUGUAUAACGAAGUACUCACUUUAUUGAUACAUAAAUAACAGCAUCUUCUUCAUAUUGCUACCUUGUUACACAGGGUUUCCGCAGCCGCCCAUUCAAAUCCCUCAAACAUUCCACCAACUGCCCAUACAUCACAAUACAUACUCAUACACUCAUACACUUACACACACACACACAGUCCAUACAUCACAUCUCCUUUCUUUCUCAACGACAGAAAAUAAAACAAAAUAGUUAAAACCAGCUGUUAAACUGCACUGUUUUACCUGACAAACGGAAUGUUGAGCUAAUUUGUAAACUCAUUCUGUUUGUGUGGUGUGUGUGUGUGUGUGGGUUUCUAUUUUAUUUUUAAUUUUAGGUUUACGUAGGACAAGAGGAAUUUCUUCAUCUUAGGAUAUAUGAUCGUGUGACGGGGCCGAUCAGCCUUACCAGUUUCCAAACUGGAAAAGUUGGAACUGACCCCAUCUCUUACUUCUAAAACUACAGACCCUGUGCUGGAGAAUCAUGGAGCAACUCUGUCUGUUCUCGUCAAACGUCUUGUAACGUCCCUUUUAAUGUUCCUGCAUAUUAUAUGAUCUC